CGGCCGUUAUACUACAAACCAAGAAAACCAUCAUUGUUCGCACCAACCCACCCAACACACGUAGCAAAGCAAGAAACCGCACGGCACGACACUGCCAGUUCCCUGCUUGAAGUGGCGUCCAUAGAUCGGCAUGUCGACGGCGGGAGGCCCGUCAGGGACGACGGCGUCGCAGCACGGGGGCGGCGGCGGGGGGGGGGGGGGGGGGGGGGGGUGCUGCAGCUCCAGCGGGACGCUGGAGCUCGUGGCGGCGUUCACGGCGGUGUGCCUCGCACUCUACGGGGUGAUACUAUACCUCAACUACCUAUACGUACGGUGGAGCGGGCGGGACGGCGUGCAUCGGACGGGAUCCAGCACGGCAGCCGGGCCGGCGAGGAAGAGGGCCGGCGGAGGGGGGCUCGACAAGGCGGCGCUGGCAGCCAUGCCGGUGGUCAGAUUCAAGGCGGAGGCGCGUGGCGACGGCAGCGAGGUAAGGGAGGAGUGCGCGGUGUGCCUGAGCGCCAUGCAGGACGGCGACGCGGUACGCGCCCUGCCCGGGUGCAGGCACGCGUUCCAUGUCGGCUGCGUCGAUGUCUGGCUCUGCGCGCACGCCACCUGCCCCGUCUGCCGCGCGCGCCCUGCUCUCCCGGUUCCGGCAGCGAACGACGGCUCCAGGAGGGCGGAGACGGCCGGACGGGAGCCGGUCCUGGAGAGCCCGGUAUAGCAUGCGUGCGCCACCGCGGAGCUGCCGGUAUGGCUUGAGGUAGUUAGCUGCUGCAUAGGUGUUUGCUUCAUCGCCUUGUCUGCUUGGAAGCGUGUGGAUGGAUGGCUACAGCUGCUUGAUGGUUAUCCACUGAGUACAUAAUUUUUGUGUUAGCUUGCUUCAAUUGGAACUGUGAUCUAUGUGCCAUGGCUUCUAACACUAGUAGAAAAGGGGGCAAUGGUCCAGCCGGUCCAGCCUAUUAGUCCCGGUUCAAUCCAGAACCGGGAUCAAUGGGGCAUUGGACCCGGUUCUUGAGCCCGGGGCCGGCCGGGCCACGUGGGCCAUUGGUCCCGGUUCGGCUGGACCUA
This is a messenger RNA of Triticum aestivum (bread wheat), 1047 nucleotides long. RefSeq names its product RING-H2 finger protein ATL74-like. NCBI's taxonomy places the organism in Eukaryota, Viridiplantae, Streptophyta, Magnoliopsida, Poales, Poaceae. Gene Ontology annotation, biological process: protein ubiquitination. The record is from RefSeq and is a predicted model, not a curated record. The transcript has a single exon. The coding region runs from base 131 to 700 and encodes 189 amino acids. Gene Ontology annotation, molecular function: transferase activity.